Molecule: messenger RNA, 1780 nt
Organism: Exophiala oligosperma
Lineage: Eukaryota; Fungi; Ascomycota; Eurotiomycetes; Chaetothyriales; Herpotrichiellaceae
Product: glutathione-disulfide reductase
Exons: 6
Coding region: 76-1689 (537 amino acids)
Biological process (GO): glutathione metabolic process; cell redox homeostasis; cellular response to oxidative stress
Cellular component (GO): cytosol; mitochondrion
Molecular function (GO): NADP binding; flavin adenine dinucleotide binding; glutathione-disulfide reductase (NADPH) activity
Source: RefSeq, a predicted model, not a curated record
CAGAGAAGAGUAUCUGCAUACGAACCGCCCGUUCAUUUAGAGCCCCUGCUGUCUUCUUUUUUUUCUUCGAGUGACAUGUCAAUUCGCCCUGGCAGAUUUCUCAGGCAGUCUGCUAACUCCCUGCGCACCCUCACACUGGCAACCGCAAGGCCUGUACUCCACGAGUCUUUGCCUGCCCACUCGUCUUCCUCCUCCCCCGCACCUCUUUCGCGACUCACAGGCCUAUCCAGGCAGUUUUCUACUUCGUCACUCAACAUGGCCCCCGUCACGAAGCAGUAUGACUACAUCGUCAUAGGAGGAGGAUCAGGAGGGAGUGGUGCAGCCAGAAGAGCCAGUGGCUGGUAUGGCGCAAAAACGUGCAUCGUCGACGCUGGAGUUUCUGGCGGCUGCUGUGUGAACGUUGGAUGUGUCCCUAAGAAAAUGACAUGGAACUUCGCCUCCAUUGCGGAGGCCAUGAAGGCUGGCAAGCAUUACGGAUACUCCUUCGGAGACGGCAACUCGUUCGACUUUACAAGCUUUGUGGAGAAGAGGGACGCCAGGAUCAAAGUGCUGAACGGCGCCUAUGAGAGCAACUGGGCAAAAGAAGGCAUUGACUUGAUCCAUGGGACUGCGAGUUUCGUCAGCGAGCACGAGAUGGAGGUCACGCCGAAAGACGGAAGUGAACCAUUCCGGAUAACAGCACCACACAUCACAAUUGCCACUGGGUCGUUCCCCACGAAGCCUGAAGGCAUCAAGGGUUCAGAAUAUGGUAUCACGUCGGACGAGUACUUCCUGAUCAAGCAUCUACCAAAGAAGAUGGUGUUUGUCGGAGCUGGUUAUAUCGCUGUUGAAUUGGCCGGUGUCAUGAACGCCAUUGGCGUCGAGACACAUCUGUUCAUCCGAGGCAACACUUUCCUACGAAAAUUCGACCCUAUGAUUCAGGAGACAUUAACGAAGCACUAUGAAGAGCUCGGUGUUCAUGUUCACCGAAGUCACCCGGGCAUCAAGGAGGUUAUCCAACUACAAGCGGCCAAGGAUCCAUCCGAUCCGCGCGACAAGCAGCUGAAGCUCAUCAUGAACGACGGGAGCGAGAUGAUUACCAACGAGCUGUUGUGGGGUAUUGGCCGCGGUGCAGAAACCCGAGGACUAGGACUUGAGAAGAUCCCCAUCGAGCUCGAUAAGACCGGUCACAUUGUUGUGGACAAGUACCAGAACACAUCGAUUCCUGGUGUCUAUGCACUGGGUGAUGUUUCUGGACAUGUCGAACUUACACCGGUGGCCAUUGCUGCGGGCAGAAUGCUGGGAAACCGUCUCUUUGGACCUCCCGAGUUGAAAGACUCACACCUUGACUACGAAAGAAUCCCGUCCGUCGUCUUCUCUCACCCCGAAGUCGGCACUACUGGCUUGACAGAACCAGAAGCUAUCGAGAGAUAUGGUAAGGACAAGAUCAAGGUGUACCACACCAAAUUCUCUGCCAUGUAUUACGAUGUGUUCCCCCCGGAGGAAAAGAAGAAAGAGCCCACUGAAUUCAAGCUCGUCUGUCUUUUGCCAAAUGAAGAGGUUAUUGGUCUGCAUAUCCUUGGUAAAGGGUGUGACGAAAUGAUGCAGGGCUUUGGUGUGGCUGUUAAGAUGGGUGCAACGAAGAAAGACUUUGACAGUUGUGUUGCGAUUCACCCAACAAGUGCAGAAGAACUGGUUACGAUGCGAUAAAUCCAUAGAUUCGCCCUUCGUAGACUCGAAUAGAGACGACGUCGUUGACCUUGAGAAAGUCUAUAAGGACAGAUUGUUUGAUAUGUCUUUC